Messenger RNA from Oryza sativa Japonica Group (Japanese rice), 1051 nucleotides. RefSeq names its product probable inactive nicotinamidase At3g16190. The record is from RefSeq and is a predicted model, not a curated record. Lineage: Eukaryota; Viridiplantae; Streptophyta; Magnoliopsida; Poales; Poaceae.
GCUGCUAUACCUAUAGAAAUGCUCCUCUCCAACCAUAAAAAGGACCCAGCCAGUGCUGCCAUUUUCUUCUCUCCAUGAUCAGGCAGUGCUAUAUAUGCUAGCUAGUACACACAGUCACACACUACAUCGCAAGAGGAUUAAUAUAAUCCCGAUCGAGUAGAUCGAGCUGUCCGGCCGUGCGAAUCUUGGUGAUAUCCAUGGCGCCGGUGGCCGGCUCCGGCGACGAGUGGAGUGAGACGGCCAUGCUCGUCAUCGAUAUGCAGAAGGAUUUCGUGGAUCCGGCGACAAGCAGCGCCGCGCUAUUGGCCGGUGAGGCCAUUCUACCCACUGUCACCGCAGCAGUCGCCGUCGCGAGGCAGCGUGGUAUCUUCAUCGUCUGGGUGGUCAGAGAGCAUGACCCUUCUGGGAGAGACGUUGAACUUUUUCGCAGGCACUUCUAUUCUAGUGGCAAGGGCCUAGGGGUGGAAGGUUCCAAAGGUGCUGAGCUCGCUGAUGGGCUUACUAUCAAAGAUGGGGAUUACAAGUUGGUGAAGACUAGGUUCAGUGCUUUCUUUGCAACGCACCUUGAUUCUGUCCUCAAGACCUCUGGAAUAAAGAACUUGGUUAUUGUUGGGGUUCAAACACCAAAUUGCAUUCGACAGACAGUCUUUGAUGCUGUAGCACUGGACUACGACAAAGUUGCUGUCAUUAUUGAUGCAACAGCUGCUGCUAAGCCGGAGAUCCAUUUAUCAAACAUGAUAGAUAUGAAGAAUAUCGGAGUGGAAACACCAACCUUGGAGGAAUGGAGACGUUGAACUUGCUGUUACGUACUGCUCAUGUUAUUACAGGAAACUUGCUACAUAUAUACGCAAGACCACCACCUUCCUGGAUGCAUCAUCAGCAACAGCGACUGGACCUCCAUAUUGUUACUUGUUUAAAUUACCUCCAUAUGCGUCAUUAUAAUUAUAUAUAUAUGAACCUUGUAUAACUGUGUUUAAUGUGGUGAGUACUAAAUGUGGUUAUAUAUAUAUAUAUAUAUAUAAAAUAAGUGAUUCCCUCGCUACUAUUAAAA